CUAUUUUAAAAAGCUCAAAAAGUCUGCUGGCUCCUCUGGAAGUUAUAUUUCUACAUCUGUCUUUGCGUUUGCUGAACUGUCAAACAGAUUUGAAUUCUGGAAUUUAUUGUGCGUCACGUCUCGUAUAAUGUCUCUGUUAUGUUUGCCAGCUGCAGCUCUGAGCCUGUUUCAUGAUAGAAAACCUGACUUUAUGAUCUUGUAAAAGCAGACAGUAUUGUUUAAACUAGCAGUUAAAAUGUGAUCAUGUCAAUGAGGGAAGUUAUUUUAUCCAAAAGAUUCACGUGAAUAAAAGUGCAAAUACUUCUCAUUCACAAAAAAAAUUCAGUUAAACAUAACAGCACAAUCAGUUUACGCCAAGAACAAAAAUCUUUGAGCUGAUGUACUGUACUGUAUGAUGGAUAAGAAUAUAUUUUUAUUCAUCAUACACUACAGUACAUCAGCUCAAAGAUCCCUCCAUUUUCUUUCACUUGCCCAAUUCAAGGUUGCAGGUGGGGGGGAAAUCAAAAUAUAGUGAAUCACUGUGUGUCAGUGAAUGCAUCAUGUGUGUUUUAGGCUGCAGCUUCAUCUCUCCAUCUAAUGGACUGAUAGUAGAAGUAGAUCAGCUGAUGGCAGCUUCCUCUGCCUCACUGCUGUCUGACUGCAUUCAGCUGACACUGAGAUGAAGCAGGAAAAAAGCAGCUGAUAUUUGGACACCUACAUGAUGAAAGGAGGAUUUCAGUUGAUGUGCACAUGAAUGAUGUGUGUUUCCUCUGCAGGUGAAGGUAGAAAGUGUGUGUGAGCUGAUGUGAAUUCAGCAGCAUGGAUCAGUGUGAGGACAGAGAGGAGGGAGUCCCUCCCUCUAAAACCACUCUGUGUGGGGAACAUGAGAGCCAGACCAAAGCUCAGAGGAAUCAUCCUGAUUCUAGACUUAAACCCAUCUACACGUCUUUAAAAAGCAACGUGUCAAAGGGUAUUGGUGAAGAUUUUAAAGGACAGCAUUUUCCCACAGAAAGAGUGGAUCAGGAGAGCUCAGAGGUUCCCAGUGGUCAGUCUGCCCAGCAGUAUCAAACACAGCUGGACUCCAUAUUUAUGCUAGGGGAGGAAUACCCUGAGAGUCAGAAAGGCGAUGAUGAGGUGUUGGAGAAGAAGAAUCAAGAGCAGAGAUGUCAGAAAACCACGCUGGACUUCCUGAUGGGAAUGGAGCUGCAGGAGCUGGCUGACCAUCUGCAGAGCAAAGUGUCCACUCAACAUUAUCAAUGUAAAUUAAAAUCUACUCUGAAGAAGACAUUCCAGUACAUGUUUGAGGGCAUCGCUAAAGCAGGAAACCCAACCCUUCUGAAUCAGAUCUACACAGAGCUCUACAUCACAGAGGGAGGGGCUGCAGAGGUCAAUGAUGAACAUGAGGUCAGACAGAUUGAAACAGCAUCCAGGAAACCAGACAGACCAGAAACAACAAUCAGACAAGAAGACAUCUUUAAAGGCUCACCUGGAAGAGAUGAACCAAUCAGAACAGCGCUGACAAAGGGAGUGGCUGGCAUUGGGAAAACAGUCUUAACACAGAAGUUCACUCUGGACUGGGCUGAAGACAAAGCCAACCAGGACAUCCAGUUCAUGUUUCCAUUCACUUUCAGAGAGCUGAAUGUGCUGAAAGAGCAAAAGUUCAGCUUGGUGGAACUUGUUCAUCACUUCUUUCCUGAAACCAAAGAAGCAGGAAUCUGCAGCUUUGAAGACUUCCAGGUUGUGUUCAUCUUUGAUGGUCUGGAUGAGUGUCGACUUCCUCUGGACUUCCACAACACUGAGAUCCUGACUGAUGUUACAGAGUCCACCUCAGUGGAUGUGCUGCUGACAAACCUCAUCAGGGGGAACCUGCUUCCCUCUGCUCACCUCUGGAUAACCACACGACCUGCAGCAGCCAAUCAGAUCCCUCCUUGGUGCAUUGGCAUGGUGACAGAAAUCAGAGGGUUCACUGACCCACAGAAGGAGGAGUACUUCAGGAAGAGAUUCAGAGAUGAGGAGCAGGCCAGCAGAAUCAUCUCCCACAUCAAGACAUCACGAAGCCUCCACAUCAUGUGCCACAUCCCAGUCUUCUGCUGGAUCACUGCUACAGUUCUGGAGGAUGUGCUGAAAACCAGAGAGAGAGGACAGCUGCCCAAGACCCUGACUCAGAUGUACAUCCACUUCCUGGUGGUUCAAGCCAAAGUGAAGAAGGUCAAGUAUGAUGGAGGAGCUGAGACAGAUCCACACUGGAGUCCAGAGAGCAGGAAGAUGAUUGAGUCUCUGGGAAAACUGGCUUUUGAGGAGCUGCAGAAAGGAAACCUGAUCUUCUAUGAAUCAGACCUGACAGAGUGUGGCAUCGAUAUCAGAGCAGCCUCAGUGUACUCAGGAGUGUUCACACAGAUCUUUAAAGAGGAGAGAGGGCUGUACCAGGACAAGGUGUUCUGCUUCAUCCAUCUGAGUGUUCAGGAGUUUCUGGCUGCUCUUCAUGUCCACCUGACCUUCAUCAACUCUGGAGUCAAUCUGCUGGAAGAACAAACAACCUUUCAGAAGUCUGAAGCAAGAAAAUCUACAGAGAAAGAUUUCUACCAGAGUGCUGUGGAUCAGGCCCUGCAGAGUCCAAAUGGACACCUGGACUUGUUUCUCCGCUUCCUGUUGGGCCUUUCACUUCAUACUAAUCAAAGUCUUCUGCAAGGUCUGCUGACACAGACAGGAAGUACAUCACGGAUAAAACAAAUUCAACCACAAUGUCUGUUGACACUGUUGGGAAGUGUCCAGAACAAUAGAAAAACAGUUCAAUAUAUCAAGCGGAAGUUUAGUGAGAAUCUGUCUGCAGAGAAAAGCAUCAACCUGUUCCACUGUCUGAAUGAACUGAAUGAUCGUUCUCUAGUGAAGAAGAUCCAACAGUCCCUGAGAUCAGGAAGUCUCUCCACAGAUAAACUGUCUCCUGCUCAGUGGUCAGCUCUGGUCUUCAUCUUACUGUCAUCAGAAGAAGAUCUGGAUGUGUUUGACCUGAAGAAAUACUCUGCUUCAGAGGAGGCUCUGCUGAGGCUGCUGCCAGUGGUCAAAGUGUCCAAGAAAGCUCUGUGA
Messenger RNA from Archocentrus centrarchus (flier cichlid), 3063 nucleotides. RefSeq names its product protein NLRC3-like. Lineage: Eukaryota; Metazoa; Chordata; Actinopteri; Cichliformes; Cichlidae. The record is from RefSeq and is a predicted model, not a curated record. The coding region runs from base 799 to 3063 and encodes 754 amino acids. The transcript is spliced from 5 exons.